This is a messenger RNA of Loxodonta africana (African savanna elephant), 3808 nucleotides long. It is a transcript of the gene FBXW10B, whose product is annotated as F-box and WD repeat domain containing 10B. The record is from RefSeq and is a predicted model, not a curated record. NCBI's taxonomy places the organism in Eukaryota, Metazoa, Chordata, Mammalia, Proboscidea, Elephantidae. Gene Ontology annotation, molecular function: protein binding; zinc ion binding.
AUAGUUCCUGGGAGGAAGGGGCAGAGGAAGGACAGCUGAGGCAGCGGCAGAGCCUCCGGAUGGCUGAGCUUGAUCUGAUGGCUCCAGGGCCACUGCCUGGGAUCACUGCCCACACCCUGGCACCUCUCAGCCCAGACUCUGGGGCAGCCAGCCCGAUAGAAGAGGACUGGGGGAGCCUGGGGGAGCCUGAGGGGCAGAUUGAGGGGCAGGACAGCAGUUCUGCAGAGCCAGCAGUCGCUGUCGGAGAGGGCAAGUGCAAGGGAGAGGGUGAGGAAGAAAUCUUGUGUGACUUCUGCCUGGGGGCCAGCAGGGUGAGGGCAGUGAAGUCCUGCCUGACGUGCAUGGUGAAUUACUGUGAGGAACACCUGCGGCCCCACCAGGAGAACAGCAAGCUGCACAGCCACCAGCUGGCUGAGCCAGUGCCGGACAGGGACCUGCGCACCUGCUCGGCCCACUACCGCUCGCUGGCCGCCUUCUGCUGCCCCGACCAGCAGUGCAUCUGCGAGGAGUGCAGCCAGAAUGAGCACAGGGGCCACGCUGCUGUCUCCCUGGAUGCAGCCCGCAGGGACAAGGAGGCUGAGCUUCGGUGCACCCAGUUGGACCUGGAGCGGAAACUCAAGUUGAAUGAAGAUGCCAUCGCCAGGCUCCAAGCAAACCAUAAAUCUGUUUUGGUGUCGGUCUCGGAGGUGAAGGUGGUGGCUGAGGAACAGUUUGGGGAACUCCAGGCUGCUGUGAAGAAGGCCCAGGCUGAGGUGAUGCUCUUCUUGGAGGAGAAGGAGCAAGCUGCUCUGAGCCAGACCAACGGCAUCAAGGCCCACCUGGAGCACAGGAGUGCAGAUAUGGAGAAGAGCAGGCAGGAGCUAGAGAGGGUGGCUGCCAUCAGCAACACCGUGCUGUUCCUGGAGGAAUACUGCAAGUUUAAGAACACAGAGGACAGUGCCUUCCCGAGUGUUUACAUUAGACUGAAGGAUAAACUCUCUGGCAUCCGCAAGGUCAUCACGGACUCCACUGUACACUUAGUCCAGCUGCUGCAGAACUAUAAGGAAAAGCUCCAGGAAUUUUCCAAGGAAGAGGAGUAUGACAUCAGAACUCAAGUGUCUGCCUUCACUCAACCCAAAUAUUGGAUCUCAAAACCUGAGCCCAGCAGCAGAGAAGAGUUCCUCCAGUAUGCCUGGAACAUCACAUUUGACCCGGAGACAGCACACAGGUAUCUCCGGCUCCAGGAGGACAACCGCAAGGUCACUAACACCACGCCCUGGGAGCACCCCUACCCCGACCACCCCAGCAGGUUCGUGCACUGGCGGCAGGUGCUGUCCGAACAGAGUCUGUACCUGCACAGGUACUAUUUCGAGGUAGAGAUCUCUGGGCCAGGCAUCUACGUUGGCCUGACCUACAAAGGCAUCGACAGGAAAGGGGAGGAGCGCAACAGCUGCAUUUCUGGGAACAGCUUCUCCUGGAGCCUCUGUUGGAAUGGGAAGGAGUUCCAGGCCUGGCACAGUGACACAGAGACCCCCCUCAAAGCCAGCCCAUUCCAGAGGCUGGGGAUGUACAUCGACUUCCCAGGAAAGACCCUCUCCUUCUAUGGCAUAGAGCCUGGUGCCAUGACUCUGGUUCACAAGUUUGACUGCAAUUUUUCCGAGCCAGUCUACCCUGCCUUCUGGCUUUCCAAGAAGGAAAACAGCAUCCGGAUUGUGGAUCUAGGAGAAGAACCCGAGAAGGCGGCACCACCCUCAGUGGAGGCCACUCCCUUUUAUCAUCUUGGCAUCAUGGAAAACCUGGACUCGAGGUUCAAGAAUGCCCCGUAUUUUAGUUGUGAGAAAAGAAAUGACUUGGUUCCUGUGUGCCAGAAGUGUGAAACGUGUAUCUUGGCCUGGAAAAUCUUCUCUACCAAAGAGUGGUUCCGAAGGAUCAGCGAAGUAUCGCAGAGGUGGUUUCUAGUUAGCGUUCUGAAGCAGUUAAAUAGCUUGUAUUUGUUACACUAUUUUCAAAACAUCCUUCAGACCACGCAGGGGAAAGAUUUCAUCUACAGCAGGACCCGCAUCCACCUCAGCAAGAAGGAAGGAAAAAUUGUGAAGUCCUCCUUGAACCAAAUGUUGGAUAAAACGGUGGAACAGAAGAUGAAGGAAAUCUUGUGCUGGUUUGGGAGCAGCACCCACUGGACGAAGGCAAAUUAUACUCUUUUGCUGCUGCAAAUGUGUGACCCCAAGUUACUGCUCACUGCUGCCAAUGUGGUCAGGGUCCUGUUUCUGAGAGAGCGGAGCGCUGUCGUAGGGCUCGAUCAAAACACCGCAGAUGUGUUUUUCUUCCCCGAGAAAGACUCCAGCUCCAAGUCUGAGCCCUCACAUGUUUACUGGACAGUCAAAACCAGGCAAACAUCCUUCCCUUUGUCCAAAGCCCCAGGGAAAGAAAGUUGGGCUGAAAAUGUGGGAGGAAGGGCACCAGUUAUUGAGGGGCAAUGGAAGAGUUCACUUCAGUGUAUUUCUGAGAUGAAUAGGCUGUUUUCCAGAAAAACAGGUGUGCCCAAAGCGGGCGGCCUUCCCUUUGAUCAGCUGAUUGACCUGGAUGCUGUUAGAGACCUGUCCUCGGGGUUCAGCCAAUACCGGGACUUCAUCCGCCACCUGCCCAUCCACGUCUCCAAGUACAUUCUAAGUAUGUUCAUGUGGAGGGGGAAUUCCUCAAGAGACCUCUCGUUUCAGCCCGGUGCUGAGGUCCCCGGGUCUAUCUUUUUUUUUUUUUUCUCAGGUAUGCUGGAUAAAAACACCCUGAACAAAUGUGCCUCUGUGAGCCAGCACUGGGCCGCACUGGCACACCAGGUCAAGAUGGACCUUUCGAUGCACGCAUUCAUUCAGAGCCAGGUGGCUCUCUUACAGGGGUCCUACACUAGGGGCAUAGAUCCUAAUUAUGCCAACAAGCUUUCUAUCCCAGUUCCUAAAAUGGCAGAUGAUGGGAAGCACAUGCGUGUGAAAAACCAGAAAUGGAAGCUGAGAACAAAGACUGACUACAACCUGUGGACUGCAUACCAGAACCAGGAGACUCUGAAUGUCCAGAUGGAGGAGAGAAAUGUCUACUGUGGGACCUACAAUAUCCGGAUUCUUUCUGACACGUGGGACAGAAACAGAGUCAUCCAUUAUUCUGGGGGAGAUUUGGUAGCUGUGUCAUCAAAUCGGAAGAUCCAGCUUCUGGACAUCAUCCAAGUAAAGGAGAUACCCGUCGAGUUCCGUGGACACGCUGGGAGCAUCCGCACCCUCUUCUUGUGUGAGGAGGAAAACUUUCUCCUGAGUGGGAGCUAUGACCUGAGUAUCAGAUACUGGGAUCUGAAAAGUGGAACUUGCAUACGAAUCUUCAAUGGCCACCAAGGGACAGUCACUUGCAUGGAUUUAUAUAAGAACAAGCUUGUAUCUGGAGCAAGAGAUUGCCAGGUGAAAGUGUGGGAUCUAGACACAGGGAAGUGCCUGAAGACGUUUAAGCACAAAGACCCCAUCUUGGCCACCAGGAUCAGUGACACCUACAUUGUGAGCAGCUGUGAGCGAGGGAUGGUCAAGGUGUGGCAUGUUGCCACGGCCCAGCUGGUGAAGACUCUCAACGGCCACGAGGGAGCGGUGAAGUGCCUGUGCUUUGACCAGUGGCAUCUCCUCUCAGGAAGUGCUGACGGCCUAGUCAUGGCCUGGAGCAUGGUGGGAAAGUACGAGAGAUGCCUCAUGGCCUUCAAGCAUCCCAAGUAAGUGCUGGCGAGGCCUUGACUGCUGACCUCCAUGCUCUCCCCUUUGCCGACACAGCCGAGGCUCUGUGCUGUGCUGGCCUCUUUUCC